Echinostoma caproni is the source of this 3287-nucleotide messenger RNA. Lineage: Eukaryota; Metazoa; Platyhelminthes; Trematoda; Plagiorchiida; Echinostomatidae. The record is from the annotation of a GenBank genome assembly.
GUGGUGCUCUGCAGGCUGCUGUAAUUGCGGCCGCAGCUAGAGGUGAAUUUGGUGAGAGUGCGAGCUCUGUCGGGGAUGUGCGUCGACGCAAACGGGGUACCGCAACAUCUACAACGGGAACUACCGGAGCUCCGGCGUCCAGACCACGAAGUGUCUUAAGACCACAGUCCGACUCCCUGUCAUCGGUGUCUCUGUCUAAUGGGAGUAGUGGUGCUGGUGGUAGUGAAGGACUCGGAUUGGGUGGUUCUUCAUCGCUUGGUGGCAGUUCGUCCCAAUCUAGUUCAAGCACUCACUCGUCCGCUUAUCUGACCGAGGAAGGCAAGGUGGAAAAACACAUUUUAGACCAAAUUGCUGGACUGAAUGCCGGUGGUCCACUACGGCGUGCACAACUUCGACGCUUCCGUAACGGUAGUACUUCGAAUAACAAUCCCGCACGCAUUUCAUCUACGCGAUCCUCUUACGACUCCUCCGCUUCCGCAUGUCCUGGACUGCCAAAUGCCCCGUCCAGUCACUCGGGUAGUACAGCCACGUUGACCGGUUUGGGAUCUGGCGAGGAGGAUGAGGUCAAUUCACUUCUGACAGCAGACGUUCCGGAUGAUCGAUCGCUUGAUUUGGACGGGGAUUCUGAUAUAGACGAUGAAAACUGUGCUGCCUCGAUUCAAAUUAAUCCAAUCACUCGUCUGCGAGAGCACCGUAGACAUGAGGAGAAUAGCAGUAUUCGCAUGGUCGACGAUUCUCAUGAUGGUCUUGAUUCCGGUCAAGACUGGGCCAAUCAGGUCCUAUCCCUGGCUGGUGUGUUUUCUAAGUCCCCUCAACGUCGGCCUCCUCUUCCCAGUAUGUCCGCGCAAGCUCCACCACCAGGUUUACCUCCAGCAUCGAUCGGACGUUCGUCCGAUCAAAAUGACCCCCGAACCGCAGUUCUAUCCCAACCAGUAAACGGUCGCGUCCCCGAGGUAUCUACUAGUCCAGAUCAACCCCAUCAACACCGUCUUCCCCCGGGAGAGAUAAAUGGUCCGCGUCGUUUAACAGACAAAUGUCAGCGAGAGUUGUUUGUUUGCGUGCUGCACAUUCUGUCUACUGUCACCGAGGAUCAGUUGACAGCAUUGUUUCACAGCUUCACCGUUCAAGAACGCAUACAUUUCUUGUGCAUGCUCACCUAUGCAAUUCAGCAUCUGAGAUAUCGCGGCAAAAAGUGCAUCCAACAAUAUGAACACAUCAGCAGGAGCGGGAUUGGCCGGACAGGUCUGGGAGGUGGCGGCACUAGUGGAUUUCAUUCUGGUGGACGUCGUGUGGCUGGUCCGUUGCUACGACCGUCUAUUACUCCCGUAGUGGCGGUUCAUCUGAGCGGUGACUCAGCUCCCGUUAGCUUUUUGGACCCGAAAGAUGUCUCGAACCAGUCCGGUCCUAAUGCAAAUUCCGAGGAGAACGAAGCCACUUCAAAGGUUUUACUGGAAGCGAAUUUGGCCACAGAAGCCGGUUUAAUCGUAUUGGAUUUGUUGAAUACGUUCACCUCUGUGUUCAAGCGUCAACUGGAAACAUGUAGACCGUCAGAUCCAGUGUUCACUGGAGUCUUGGAAGUUUACGUUACACUGUUGGCAAACAACCCCUCGGAAUGUCUCAUGAGACAUACGUUCGCCUCCCUGCGCGUACUUUUCUCCGAGUCCACAGAAAUCCUUAGUUCUAUUUGUUUGACCGGUCUUCGCUGCGCCAAUCAGCUACUCCCUUCACCGCCAUUAGCGGACCUACGAAACAGUCUCCAACCGCACCCCAAUUCAAAUUCGUCUGUCCCGACUUCGCAAGUGAAUAAUGGUUCCGGAAAUGUCCAACCAAGUCCAAACAAUCUGAUACGUAUGGAAGCCUGUGGUUUGCUGUACAAACUGUGGAAGUCCAGUUAUGAGAACUACGGACGAACCGGUUUCCAUCGGGUUCAUCUACAGACUAUCAUUUCGGUGUCCAAGCUGGUUAGUGAAAUCGGACCCGGGUUUGAGGCCAGUUUGAAUUUAUUGCAUACUCUGGUAGAAACAGAUAUGCGUCGGGGACCCGGGGAUACAGGCUCUAUCACACCGGAAGCGAAAUUCUGGUCCAGUUCAGAGGCGCGCGCAAUGUUCGGGGACGAUGUGAAUGAUUUGCUUCGGCGCAUUCGCACAGUUUUGACUGCUACGAACGAGAUGCGUCAGCACAAUGAUGACCACGAGCGUCUGGUUGAUUUGCAAUAUUGUUUGGCUAAGUCAUACGGUAGCAAUCCAGCGCUUCGGCGGACAUGGCUUGAGGAGUUGGCCAAACUUCAUAUGGCAACGAAAAGUUUGGCCGAAUUAGCUAUGGCUAAACUACAUUCAGCAGCACUUAUGGCCGAAUAUCUCAGACGACGGGGUGAAUUUCCCCAGGGAUGCGAAGCAUUCAGUGCAAUCACAUCUAACAUCUCACAGGAAGAGAAUGGAUUGCGUACAGACUCGGCCUUAUUAGAAAUCCCUUACACUCAGGAGGAUCUACUACUGGAUAUCAAUGAGGCUGCAGCCACCCUGGAAGCUGCUGGUCUAUUUGAAGCGAUUCGUCCAGUUUACGCAUUAGUUAUACCGGUCUAUGAAGCUCGACAGGACUAUACAGCACUGUCCGAGGUCUAUCGUCAUAUCGGGCGAUCGUAUGAAGCAAUUGGUCGUGCGGAGGCCAGUGGACAUCGGUUGUUUGCUGCCUACUUCCGAGUCACAUUUUACGGACAGCUCUUCGAAUCAUUGGCCAACAAAUCGUUCAUAUAUCGGACAAACGCAUGUCAAAAACUAGGUGGAAUGUGUAACGAGUUGCUCACAUUGUACCGAAACAAAUAUGGUCAGGAUGCUGUGGAUUUGCUGACCGAAUACGCGUACAAUCGUGAGUUGGCUGAUCCAAACAAAGCAUACAUUCAGGUCACCUAUGUGGAACCGUAUAAAGGUUCGAUCGGUUCGGGACGUCCCCUCACUUCUUACGAGAAACAUCACGAUAUCUCUCAGUUCAUGUUUGAGACUCCGUUUCUCAUGCAACCAGGCAUGACGACCACGUCAAGUCUAUCCGCUGCAGGUCCCAAACACACAGACGAUUUAACACAACAGUGGAAACGACGCACGAUACUCACCACAGUCGGAACGUUUCCGCAUUUGCGUCGACGCCUGGAAGUGGCACAGGUGACCGAGACUGAUUUGUGCCCCAUCGAUGGAGCUAUAGAUGCAAUCGAGUGUAAAAAUCAAGAAUUGAUGACUCAUGUUAGUGCCAUUCCGAUCAGCACUGCUACAAUUACCGGUAGGUUUGUCCGGUAG